AUGCCCAGGAACUCCCCUGAGGACUGCCUGGGGGAGGCGGUCCAGAGACGACUGGCGUCCAGUGUGAGCCUGUCCGGCGGCCUCUGUCUGCACAUUCCCCAGCAGGACGCUGCACCUGCCAGGCAGGUGGGGGCACCCUGUCCAGCGGCCAAGGGGCCAGGGGUUGCUGACUCUAGCCAGGCCCAGCCGAGCCUGCCUGCUCACCGGACCCUCAACCUCAGGGGCCCCGGUCUGCAGGUGGGGGGCAGGGGCUGGGAGACGGUGGGGGUACUAGCGCUGCGGAAAGCGGAGCGGGUCCCCCAGCAGGAAGCGGUCUCACCGGUCUGGACUCGCAGUGCCCGUCGGCUCGGGCCAGCCAGGCACAGACCUCCUGGUCUCUACCCCAGAGAGCUGACCCCCACCCCGCCCCGCCUUCUGGACCGUCUCCUCCAGGGUGCUGUGCCCCCCACUCCACAUCCCCCAGAGGUCUCAUCCUGCGACCUGUGCCACCUGGCCCCCCAAUGA
Molecule: messenger RNA, 504 nt
Organism: Rangifer tarandus platyrhynchus (Svalbard reindeer)
Lineage: Eukaryota; Metazoa; Chordata; Mammalia; Artiodactyla; Cervidae
Source: the annotation of a GenBank genome assembly